Molecule: messenger RNA, 2674 nt
Organism: Ceraceosorus guamensis
Lineage: Eukaryota; Fungi; Basidiomycota; Exobasidiomycetes; Ceraceosorales; Ceraceosoraceae
Exons: 4
Coding region: 430-2553 (707 amino acids)
Source: RefSeq, a predicted model, not a curated record
AUCGAACUUACUCACUGUGCAACCUUGUCACCAGAAGCGAGCUCCGCCGGAACACUUCUUGGCCUCGCAAGACUCGGAGGCGCCAGUACUGUUGUUUCGCGGGAAGUCGCGGCCAGAUGCGCAAAGCUAGUGGCAAAGUGGUGACCUUUGCAGUCGUUGGCUGAGACAACGAGGUCGCGCAAAGGCAGCCACGGCGCCGCCACUGCCCAGUGGCAAACGGCUUCGGGGCCUCUGAGAGAUGGGAUGGUUGGACGGGCGCUUGAGUCGCCCUGAAAACUUAAAGCCUUCUCCAUCUCGACCAUUCCGCCGCUGGUGUCAAGACCUUCGCUGCUUUCCUCACACAAGACUCUUUUCUAGCUUCAGUCUGCAAUUCGGCAUCGAUACUGCUUCCCUCUACAGCUUAGGUGGGCGCAAACUUCAUCUGGCCUGAUGUGGCAGCUGAGGAACUGGCCUAUGCCUGCUCUAGCCGUGUGUAUAAUUCUCAUCGCAGUGAGCGGCACGGUCAAUGCAUUGCCCCCAGCAUUCCCUGCCAGCCAGCUGAACAUCGAGCUCGCACACGACGCAACGCACGGAGAGCUCAGAAGGUGGGAUGUCGAGGACGUCAGACAUGCUGCUCAUCACUACUACGUGAGCACCCUUCAGCCUUUUGGCGAAAGUCACCAUUUUAGGGAAAAUCCACACACGUUUGAGGUCAUCCACCCUUUCCAAUUCGACCCUCCGAACCGUCAAGCUGUCGUGCGCGGAUAUUACAAGACUGCAGAUGGAAUUCGCAUUCCGAAUCAUCUCAAGAGUGGGCGAGUAAGAUUGAAGAGCCUGACGCAUGAUGCGCGUGCGCUCGUGCACACUGUCCCAUUAGCCCCCAAUCAGAAGGUUGUCUCGCACGGCUUCAGGUUUCGUAAAGGCGAACGGGAAGCAGAGCCCUACCACGCGAACUCGUACCGUCCUACAACUCCUGGCCAUGUUCACGUCAAGCCUCCGGCCAGGUUCACGCAGAGGCAACAAGAAGAAGAGGCUUACGCCAGAUCUUUUGGAGCUAUUCAGCGCUACCAUACAAACAGAGUUGGAGUUGAGAAUCCGCUCAGGGUGCACCACUAUGAAAUGUUGGAGUCAGCUAAACCAGGCCCGGAUGGCCACGAGACGGUCAAAGCUCUAGCCAUCGAUCAGAACAAUAGACCUAUUCGACCGACGUACGACCCUGGCACGAUCGAACACGACGUUCCGUUGUCGAGUAGCCAUGUUCCUCGAUCCCACACAGCGUACAAGGAAGCUGUAAGGGACGCGCCGUCCCAUCCGGAAGCCACUUCGGAUGGCAAGUCGCUAGAAUCAAGCUCAGCAGCAGGGAAGCAAGCAGCUGCUCUAACGAACCAGUCAACAGCAGGGAGCUCGAGUCUCGACCCUGCAGCGCUACCGUUUGUGCCAUCAUUUGCAGCCCGCCCCUCUCCUUCACCUUUGGCUGGGUCGAUUGGGACGAAACAGGCAGAGCUGCGCAAGCGCACAUUGGGCAGGAUAUCGGAGGGGUUCAAGUCCGCAGAAGCAGGUUCGGCACUGGCAAAGACCUCGGAACAGGCCAGCUCUGAUGCUGCCUCGCACGCCAGCCGCAAUAUCGAUGCCGGUCUUGUGUCGCACGGCAGUCUCGCUGACAAUAGAGUCACCCAGCUAAGAGUCGCGGACGCCGGCCGACCUGUGGCGACAACGUUCCCUACAAGGCGCACAUUCGUCUCCGGCAAGUCGGUAGGAAGGCCUCGUCUGACUCCAGAAGGCGUGAAGAUGACACAAUGGCGGGAUCUGAAAGCGCUGGAACAGGGCACGGCCAACCAGCCACCGCUCGAUUACGCUGGAGACAGAAGGAAAGCUCAGCUUCUCGGCAUACCAAUCAAGAAAAUCAGGGGAAGACCUCGAAAGUGUGCGGAAGGCUGCGCUACGACACAGCGUACUCAGCGUAGAUUGGCACGUCAAGCUGCUGGCUUACCACCGAUUCAGAGAGGACGUCCACGCCUGCGCGAACUGCCUCAAGCUGAGAUAGCCGAGACUUCUCGGGUCAUCAGCAAGCCCUCCGGUGACGGUAAGCGUCGCGGCCGGCCAAAGCUUCUCAUCGGCGGUGGUCGUUCAACGCAGGCGCAGCGGGAGAGGGAAAGGAGGGAGGCUGCUGGGCUCCCCAAGAGGCCAACUGGGCGUCCUCAAGGAGCUAAAUUUGUCCAGGACCUCAACAAGCCACCUUCUCGACUAGGCCGGCCCAAACAGUCGCAGCAGCAUAAUCUUGCGGCGACCUCGGCCCAUGUAGGGGCAGCGCAUCCGUCCCUUCUCAGCGAUCCGAUGCUCGUCCACACAGAUUCACGCUUCACGCAGUCGGCAUCCUUCCGCCGCAUCGCUCCUGCUACACCCGAGCAGGGGGGUCAGCUCCCUCACCUGCACCGCCGUUCGCUCCAGCCUCCUUGUCGGAGUUGUAGCGUGCCAGCGGACCUCUCCAUGACAAAACGAGGAGACAUGGUCAAGAUUUCAGGAGCGCCGGAAGCAGUAGUGGUGCGUCACUCACCAUGCUCCUCACGACGAUGAGAAGAUUCUGACGCUGCACGAAAGAUCCGCGCAGCUUUUGGCCCGAGGCAAAGCGCCACUGAAUCCAAAGCUUCCACUAGCUCCUGAAAAGCCCGCGUUGCUGCUCGAGAGUCUCCGCGAG